GGUUGAGUGGCUCGCGCCGGGGGCCGCGGGGAGGGAGCGCGCCCCCGCCCCCUCCCGGGCCGCGGCUCCCGCAGCGCGCCGCCGGGCCCCGCUUCCCGUCGGCCCCGCGGGCAGGCUCUGGGGUUCUCCUUGGUCCCCCCCGCUCCCAGGCCGGGGCCACAGGUGUGAUGGCCGGCUCCCACGUGGACAUGGCGCCAGCAUCCACCACGGAGGGAACUGGGGAGAAGCCAGGCCCCACUGCCCCAGCACCCACCCCUGCUGCCCAGUAUGAGUGCGGGGAGUGCGGCAAGUCGUUCCGGUGGUCAUCUCGGCUCCUGCACCAUCAGCGCACGCACACGGGAGAACGGCCCUACAAGUGCCCGGACUGCCCCAAAGCCUUCAAGGGUUCCUCGGCUCUCCUCUACCACCAGCGGGGCCACACAGGCGAGCGGCCCUAUCAGUGCCCCGACUGCCCCAAAGCCUUCAAGCGCUCCUCCCUGCUGCAGAUCCACCGCAGCGUGCACACGGGCCUGCGGGCCUUCACCUGCGGCCAGUGUGGCCUGGCUUUCAAGUGGUCCUCCCACUACCAGUACCACCUGCGACAGCACACGGGCGAGCGGCCCUACCCGUGCCCCGACUGCCCCAAGGCUUUCAAGAACUCGUCCAGCUUGCGGCGCCACCGGCACGUGCACACCGGGGAACGCCCUUACACCUGUGGCAUUUGCGGCAAGAGCUUCACGCAGAGUACCAACCUGCGCCAGCACCAGCGCGUGCACACGGGGGCGCCCUUUCGCUGUCCGCUCUGUCCCAAGACCUUCACCCACUCCUCCAAUCUGCUGCUGCACCAUCGCACCCACGGCCCCGCCCCCGGCCCCGCCCCCACCCCUGCAGGGGAGACCAGCGGAGCCAGCGCCAAGGUCCUGGUCUCCGACGCCUACCUGCAGCGCAGCCCGCCUGCACCCCAGGCCCCGCCGCCCCCGCCGCCGCCCCCGCCCGUGGUGCCCGAGCUCUUCCUGGCUGCCGCCGAGACCACGGUGGAGCUGGUGUACCGCUGCGACGGCUGCGAGCAGGGCUUCAGCAGCGAGGAGCUGCUCCUGGAGCACCAGCCAUGCCCGGGGCCCGCCGGGGCUGCCCAGCCCCCGGAUACGCCGCCGGCCGAGCUGCCCCAAGCCGACCCCCCUCUGCCGCAGCCCCCGCCUGCCGCCGCGGGCCCCCCCAACUUUGCUUGCCUCCCUUGCGGGAAGUCCUUCCGGACCGUGGCCGGCCUGUCCCGCCACCAGCACAGCCACGGCGGGGCCAGUGGACAGGCCUUCCGCUGUGGCAGCUGUGAUGGCGCCUUCCCGCAGCUGGCGAGCCUGUUGGCUCACCAGCAGUGCCAUGUGGAGGAGGCGGCGGCAGGACGGCCGCCCCCUCAGGCUGAGGCCGCCGAGGUCACCUGUCCCCAGGAGCCUCUAGCCCCGGCCACCCCUGCUCCCCCUCCACCCCCACCCGCCCCCGUUUCCGCAGAGCGGCCCUACAAAUGUGCUGAGUGUGGCAAGGCCUUCAAGGGUUCUUCCGGGCUGCGCUACCACUUGCGGGACCACACAGGCGAGCGGCCCUACCAGUGCGGGGAGUGCGGCAAAGCCUUCAAGCGCUCCUCCCUGCUGGCCAUCCACCAGCGCGUGCACACGGGCCUGCGGGCCUUCACCUGCGGCCAGUGUGGCCUCACCUUCAAGUGGUCCUCCCACUACCAGUACCACCUGCGACUGCACUCGGGCGAGCGGCCCUACGCCUGCAACGAGUGUGGCAAAGCCUUCCGUAACACCUCGUGCCUGCGGCGCCACCGGCACGUGCACACCGGCGAGCGGCCCCACGCCUGCAGCGUGUGUGGCAAGAGCUUCGCACAGACGUCCAACCUGCGGCAGCACCAGCGCGUGCACACGGGCGAGCGACCCUUCCGCUGCCCGCUUUGCCCCAAGACCUUCACGCACUCCUCCAACCUGCUGCUGCACCAGCGCACCCAUUCGGCUGAGCGUCCUUUUGCCUGUCCCAUUUGCGGCCGGGGCUUUGUCAUGGCCGCCUAUCUGCAGCGGCAUCUGAGGACGCACACCCCAGCCACAGCAGCUCCGGGCACCACCGGCCCUGCGGCCCACAGCCCCUGCCCAUUGGCCGCAGCUCCAACUCCACUGGCGGCCCAAGAUGUUCAUGUUCUCCCCCACCUGCAGGCCACACUUUCCCUUGAAGUAGCUGGGACCACAGCCCAGGCUACGCCCCCGGGCCCGGUGGUCCCCAACUCCCAGACAUUUCUCCUGGUGCAGACUGCCCAGGGUCUCCAACUGAUCCCUAGCAGUGUCCAGCCCCCUACCCCUCCUCCACCGCCUCCACCUCCCAAGCUCAUUCUGUUGCCUCCUGCCAAUGGGGGUAUGGGCAAUGGUGCUGCAAAGCAGGGCCCGAGGGCCGUGGCGAAAGCGGGACAGGGGGCAGGCGUGGUGUGGUUCCCAGGCCCAAGUGGCCUGGGGAUGCAGGGAGGCGGCAACGCAGGCGCUAGCGGGGGAGGGCAGAGCCUCAUUGUUCUGCAGAAUGUGGGGAGUGGGGAGACAGGGCCACAGGAAGUGAGUGGGGUUCAGCUUCAGCCAGCGCAGGAAGUGGCCACGGUCCAGCUCCAGCCUGCACAGGAAGUGACCACGGUCCAGCUCCAACCAGCACAGGAGGUGACUACAGUCCAGCUCCAGCCCCUGACAGGCCAAGUCUCCAAUUCCAGUGGCGGAGCUGUGGCUACAGACACUCCAAACCUGCUGGUGGUUCAGAGUGGCACUGCUGACGAGCUGCUCACCGGCCCUGGACCUGGGGAGGUGGGGGACGGCGAGGCCAGCGCCAGCGUGGUCCAGGAUGUCGUGUUUGAAACGCUGCAGACAGAGGAGGGACUGCAGAGUGUGCUGGUGCUGAGUGGAGCCGACGGCGAGCAGACCAGGCUGUGUGUGCAGGAGGUGGAGACCCUGUCCCCUGGGCUGACGGAGCCGGCUGCCACUGGCCCAGCAGGACAGAAACUCCUCAUCAUUCGGAGCGCUCCAGCUACCGAUGUUCUGGAAAGCAGCGGCGCCGCAGGAGGCGCCACCACGACGACACUGCAGCUCCUGGCCCCGCCAGCACCUGGCCCGGUCUCGGCCCCCGUGGGGGUGCCCGUAGCUCCCACCUCCCAGAUGGUACAAGUGGUCCCUGCAGUGGCUGGCCCGGGGGUCCUGGCCCCGCAGAGUGUGCCCUCUAUCCAGAUUGUGCAGACUCUGCCUGCAGUCCAGUUGGUACACACGUUUUGAGAGAGCCACUGGUACCUCUGUCUGCCACAGACGUCCUCCCCACCCCCGCAACCACUGUUCUCCUCAGCUGGGCUGGGGUCAGCUCGGGAGUCGGGGGCCGCUGGCUGGGCUCGCUAAUAAAGACAGAGUCUCUUCUUGGUUUUGUCUUCAUGGGGGAAAGGAUAGUCGUGGGCACAGCUCCUGCCUAGGACCUGGAGGUUCUCAUUCUUCCCUCGGGCUCUGCGGUGCGGAGGCUAACUGCUUCUUCAGGGUGCGGAUCGGUUCCCCCGGCCUCUCAAUUCGUAGUUAAAGGGUUUUCUUGUGUUGGGGGGGGUGCACCUGUGGAGGUCACAGACUUUGCGGGAGUCUGCCGUGGGACUUUCAUUUGGCAAGCUCUUUUACUCUCUGAGCUAUUUCUCUGGCUCUUUGCCAUCUUUUAAAGGUGUGUGUGUGUGUGUGUGUGUGUGUGUGUACCCGCGCGUGUCACUAUAGUCAUUAUACCAGGGAGGAUUAGGGAUCAAAUUCCAGAUGCUUCUUCCCCGUAAGUUUGCCUCGCCUGAAAGGUAGAGGGAUAUUAUUGAUCCAAACGAUACCCCAGGUGCCACUGGGUUGAGAUACAGGUCCCUGCGGAUGGGGAUGCUCAGUACUGCCCCCGCUCCUUCCCUCAAAGACCCAGCCAGCACCAAUGAGACUAGGUUGCUAGCAAAGCCGCCUCCUCCUGAUGCUCAGGUCGCUUAGCAACGAAGGACCGGCAAGAAAGGCGCUGUGCUAACCCUCCACAGGCAGGC
Peromyscus leucopus (white-footed mouse) is the source of this 4039-nucleotide messenger RNA. RefSeq names its product zinc finger protein 628-like. Gene Ontology annotation, biological process: regulation of transcription by RNA polymerase II. Gene Ontology annotation, cellular component: nucleus. Lineage: Eukaryota; Metazoa; Chordata; Mammalia; Rodentia; Cricetidae. Gene Ontology annotation, molecular function: DNA-binding transcription factor activity, RNA polymerase II-specific; RNA polymerase II transcription regulatory region sequence-specific DNA binding. The record is from RefSeq and is a predicted model, not a curated record.